This is a messenger RNA of Pleurotus ostreatus (oyster mushroom), 1053 nucleotides long. RefSeq lists its product as uncharacterized. Lineage: Eukaryota; Fungi; Basidiomycota; Agaricomycetes; Agaricales; Pleurotaceae. The record is from RefSeq and is a predicted model, not a curated record. Bases 1 to 1053 code for a protein of 350 amino acids. The transcript is spliced from 2 exons.
AUGCUACCCUCUAUCGCCACACUCAUUGCAUUCUACCACACCUUUCUUCUAAUGACUACCUCGCACAGCGCCAAAUACCUCAACAAGCUGAUUGGGUCCCCCGACCUGGAAAGGAACGAUGCUGGCGUGGACAACAAGGACAAGGACAUCAGGGAAAGGGCUCAGACCUGGCUCGGCUUUGAUAUGGGUGGGAAUGAGGUGCCCGCCUUUGCUCGCUAUGAGAAAGGAGAGGAUCAGACGCCCAAUGUCUCACUCAAGCCCAGUGUUUCAGCGGCUGAAUCGGGUGACAAAUCUGGUUCGGCACGGAGUCAACUUUGUGUCCCGUUCAACACGCCAACCAAACCUGUGAAGUCAUACCUCGGCGAUCGCUCUUCUAGUUCGCCGAUCCCUACGCCCUCGCCGCCAUCACUCAACCAGUCCUGGGACUCUUCUCUGAUGUCGCCUAGUCACAGUCUGGAACAAUCCUUCUCUGACGAUUAUGAAAGCUCGCCGACCACUUGCACACCCUACAAAAGCACCCGAGAAGUCGGCUUAGGAAUACAAGGCCUGUCCAAGAAAACCGGCGACAUUUUCGAUGGCCUAGGCAUCCUCUCUCUACACGGCCACAGGGUCUCUGCUUCCGUCGCCGUCGCCCAAGAAAACGACACCGAGCAAACCAUGGGCGGCAUUCUGGAUGCAAACGGACUCUCUGAAGAGGCUCUGGAGCAAUUUUACGAAUCUUUUACCACGGACCCCUUCCAUCUUCGCUCUCUCUCUCCUAUAUCUGAGGCCAACGACGAACUCGAUCUACCGAGUUUCAACACAGAUAAUGGUGAUAAACGGGACGUCUUUUUGACAUCGUACACUCCCAGCAGGAUCCCUAUCAAGUCUUCCCCUCGUAAAGCUCGGACCGACUUCUCCGAACGUCCUCGAACGCCCGUCUCUCUACCUCGGGCUGGCCGCUCCUUCCGUCGACUUACGCGCGAUCUUUCGACCCCAACAGUUUCUAGCCACCUAAAGUCUAGUCAACGUCGUCAUUCAUCGAUGAUAUCUCAACCUUCAUGGCGAAUUUGA